This is a messenger RNA of Cyprinus carpio (common carp), 1681 nucleotides long. RefSeq names its product sideroflexin 1 (gene sfxn1). Gene Ontology annotation, molecular function: monoatomic ion transmembrane transporter activity. The record is from RefSeq and is a predicted model, not a curated record. Gene Ontology annotation, biological process: monoatomic ion transport; serine import into mitochondrion. Gene Ontology annotation, cellular component: mitochondrial inner membrane. Lineage: Eukaryota; Metazoa; Chordata; Actinopteri; Cypriniformes; Cyprinidae.
ACGUCUCUGGUUGGCUGGGCAGAGGGCGGUGUUUACUGCAGCGUACUUCACAUUGAUUCGUAAAUCCAGAAUUAGCCUCCUCAGUGCGGGAGACUGAUAGCUGCAGCGGAGCGCUGUGAUUCGGUCUGACGGCGAGCUUUGCACUCUUGCACUUGUACCAUGGCAGCUGAGCUCUCCACCUCCAUAAAUAUUAAAGAGCCACGCUGGGAUCAGGGAACAUUUGUGGGGCGAGCAAAGCAUUUCUUCACCGUCACAGACCCCAGAAACAUCCUUCUGUCAAAUGAACAAUUAGAAAAAGCACGUCAGAUAAUUCUGGAUUACAAAAAAGGGGUGGUAACACCAGGUCUCACAGAAGACGAGCUAUGGAGGGCAAAGUAUGUUUUUGACUCCGCAUUCCAUCCAGACACAGGCGAGAAAAUGCUCCUGAUUGGUCGCAUGUCUGCUCAGGUCCCCAUGAACAUGACCAUCACUGGAUGCAUGAUGACGUUUUACAGAACAACUCCAGCAGUUCUGUUUUGGCAGUGGAUCAAUCAGUCUUUCAAUGCAAUAGUCAACUAUACCAACAGGAGCGGAGAGCCCCCCAUCACAGUAAACCAGCUUGGUACAGCGUAUGUAUCAGCGACCACAGGAGCCGUGGCUACUGCUUUAGGACUAAAUGCAUUAGCAAAGCAUGUGUCUCCAUUAAUAGGACGCUUUGUUCCUUUCGCUGCUGUAGCUGCUGCUAACUGUAUUAAUAUUCCACUCAUGAGACAACGUGAACUCAAACAUGGCAUCCCAGUAACAGAUGAGAAUGACAAUCGGUUAGGAGAAUCUUCAAAGGCAGCUCAACAGGCCAUCACACAAGUAGUGGUUUCCAGAAUCCUCAUGGCCUCUCCAGGAAUGGCCAUCCCUCCCUUUUUAAUGAACUCUUUGGAAAAGAAGGCCUUCCUGAAGAGGUUUCCGUGGAUGAGUGCACCCAUUCAGGUUGGCUUGGUUGGGUUCUGCCUUGUGUUCGCAACCCCAUUGUGCUGUGCGCUAUUCCCACAAAAGAGCUCUAUGGCAGUGAGCCGUUUGGAACCAGAGCUGCAGGAGAAGAUUCGAGCCUGUCGUCCUGGAGUAGAGACUGUCUACUUCAACAAAGGACUGUAAAGACAAGCGUCAGUGAAUCUGCUCUCUGCUGUAAUGGUUUCACCUACCAUCUUUGUGUGCCAAAGUUCACCCGUUCCUCUCCAUGACAUCCCAAUUCAGUCAUUUUGUAAGAUGGUUUUACAUUUUUGACUGUGUUUUAAUUGUUUUUAAGCUAAAUCCUUAUUGUCGUUGUUGAUUUUUUUGCUGAUCUUUUGUCUGACGGUACAUACUACUGUACAUACAUGUACAUUUCUUUUUUUUGAUUUCUGAAAUAAUUUUGUUUGCUGCCAGAUUAUUCAAUGUGCCAUUCAAUGUCGUUUUCAGUAAGGAUCAAAGAUAGCUGGUGUUGACCUUGUUUUUCUUUUCCGUUAGUCUGUAUUGCAUCGUUGUUUUCAGUAUUUCAUCUCUCCAUGAGGGUUGCAGUUUAUAUGUUAGUGCCAAAUUUCAUUUCAGUUUCAAGAAAAGUCAAGGGACCUCUUAAUGACAAUAGUGCAAUCCUUUGAAAAAAGUUGCCAAAUACAAACCUCUGCUGCACAUUUCCUUAGAUGCAGGUUUAAUAAAGCGAUAAACUACA